This is a messenger RNA of Schistosoma haematobium, 6577 nucleotides long. It is a transcript of the gene TTC6, whose product is annotated as cytochrome c oxidase subunit 1. Gene Ontology annotation, molecular function: protein binding. Lineage: Eukaryota; Metazoa; Platyhelminthes; Trematoda; Strigeidida; Schistosomatidae. Bases 2005 to 4881 code for a protein of 958 amino acids. The transcript is spliced from 32 exons. The record is from RefSeq and is a predicted model, not a curated record.
CGUAGUUGUGGUUUUCAAGGUCAUCAAAUCUAUGAGUGAUUUCAAAGUACUGAGUUCCGAGAUUCUUUUUUAAAUCUCCGUUUCACUGAAAACUGUCAUGAAAUCGUCAGUAGCAUAGUAACCGAAUUUGGCACGCAAAACACAACGAUAAGUACGGCUAUAAUAAUAAUGGAUAAAACUCGAGUGGGAACAUCCUUUUCAAAAUAUGAGCAACAUGACGAAAUUUUAACGUCAACGGCUCUUACCUCCAGAAUACUAGAUAACUUAAAUGUACUUAAAUGCAAAUUGGACCCCGAUUUAGUUAACAAUAGUAGAUUAUGUCAUGACGAAAAAAGUGAUUUUGGUUUCAACGAAUCGAAACCUUUUUUACUCAAGUUUGUUGAGCAGAAAAAUAAAUUAUUCAGAAACCAAGCAAACCAUGAAAACAUCAAUGCUACUCCUAUCAACACAAUAUCCCAAGGUAAAAAAUCUUCUAUAAAGAAAAGAAAAUUCUUACCAAAAUUAAAUCGUACUGAACAUUUACUAGCAAUAAUUCCUAAAACUGGAACAGUCAACAAAAUCCCGAUUGAUUAUCAAGUUAACCAACAGAAUCCCUAUAAAACAACAAUUGAUUCUUCUAAUGAAUGUAAUAUUGAUAAUCAAAUACAUCUUCAGUUCAAUACUAAUGAUAUUCAUAACCAAUUGAGAAUUAUAUCUUACUGUAAAAGUAAACAAAUGAAAUUUGAAGCAAGUUAUCCAAACACAAAUAUAUAACAAAGAACUUAACCAAUUUAAUUCAAUUGGAUCCAAAAGAAGAGAUUGUUGUUAGUGAAUAUCAAGAUGGAGAUUUUACAACGACUGGAAUUCAAGGACAGAAUAAAUUUGAUUAUAACUUGAUUAAAAAGAAAACAAUAGAAAAGAAUACUAUGAAAAGAAAGCAUCUUAAGUCUAUUACAGAAAAGGUACCAAUUCUAUGUUCUAAUACAACAAAGAAAUGUUGUUCAUAUGGUAUACGUGAACCAAUUGAACCUUGGUUCCCGUUAGAUUCAUUAUUAGAAGAAAAUAGUCGGGUUAACCAGAAAACGAAUUCAAAUUUACGCUUGAAUCGAUCUAAAAGUUGUGAUAUUAAUAAUUUCAAAUUACCAUGGCAACCUGAAUUCAGCAACUUAUAUCAUAGUUCACCGAAUUUAAUGAAUCAACUAACUGGUGAUUUGGUUAUCAAUCAAAAUUUUUCAAGUAUAUUACAUGAAGUAAGUUUAUAAUAUUGAUUAAUUGAUCAAUGAAUGUUCUUCAUUUAUUGAUUCCAUUUUCUUUAAGUAUCCUUUACAUUUGUUUCUAUUUGCUAUUCAUCCCUUUGAUGUCUGCUUCCGAUUCCUGACUCAUUGUGUUCUAUGGCCUUUCUCUUUUCUGUUUCCCUUCAGGAUUUCAAGUUAGCGAUUGUCUUGUGAUACAGUUUGAUGAUUUCCGUAAUGUAUGUCUAGCUCAUUUCUACCGUAUUUUUAUAAUUUCUUCAGUUGAAAGUUCGUUUAUUCUCAUCCAUUGUAGGCUAUCACUGAUGGUAUCCUGUUAACAGACAUUAGGUAUCUUACGUAGAAAACUAUUUAUAAAUACUUGUACGUUCUUGAUGAUGGUUUUAGUAGUUCUCCGAGUUUCUGACUUUCAUUACUGUAUAAAUAACAUUAGUGGAAUAGUGCAAGCGCUAAUUAUCACCAGCUUCCAGCUGAAGAAGAAAUUAGGAAAAGACGAUAGAAAUGGAUAAGACAUACGUUACGCGAAUCAUCAAACUACAUCACGAGGCAAGCCCUAACUUGGAAUCCUGAAGGGAAGCGCAAAAGAGGAAGGCCAAAGAACACAUUACGUCGGGAAAUAGAAGCAGAUAUGAAAAGGAUGAAUAACAAAUGGAAGGAGCUUAAAAGGAUUGCCCAGGACAGGGUUGGAUGAAGAAUGCUAGUGAGCGGCCUACACUUCUUCACGAGGAGUAACAGGCGUACGUAAUUAACCCAACAAAGAAAGUUAAUAUUAGAUAUGGAAGAACAGACUAAUGAUAAUCUGGAAGACAAGAUAUCACCAGAAGAUUGUAAUUCCAACGAAAAGAAUAAAAUCUUUACAACAAUCCAUUCGAAUGAUGAUUGUAUUGUACAUACUACUAAUAAUCACAUGGAUGAUUUGGAAACAAUUUCUCAUAAAAAAUCAAUGAAUAUAUCUAAUCACCAUGACAACAAAACUCAAAAUUUAAAUAAUCCACCUAUAACAACUACAAAAUCGAUUCAUUUAAAUUUAUCUGAUAUAGAAUUAUAUCAACAAAAUCAAUUAAAAAUCAAUAAUAAUAAUAAUAAUUUACAAAUUGAUUGGAUUAAAAAAAUCAAGAAAUUACCAGAAAAUAUUGAACCAAUUUUAGAAUAUUUUGGAUCAACUAAACAAGAUCAAUCUACGAAUAUUAAGUUAGUUACAAAUGAAAUAGAAAAUCUUACAUAUGAAAUCAACAAAAAUUCAUCCACUACCAAAUUAGGCUUUGAUUUAUGUCGACGUGGUGCAUUAUAUAGAAAAAUUGGAAGAUUACAAGAUGCAAAAGCUGAUCUUCUUAAAUCUAUUCAAAUUGAGUCAAAAUUAUCAUCUGCCUAUUGGCAUAUACAUUUUAUAUUCUUACUUGAAGGUAAAAUAAAAGAGGCAUUAAAUCAUUUAGAACAAUGUAUGAAAUGUACUAAUAUGAUUGAACCAAUACAAAAUUUUAGUACUACUACGACGAUGGCGGCGGCGGCGAUGGUGACGAGUGCUACUACUACUACUACUACGACGACGGCGGCGAUGACUACGACUACUACAAUUACUACUACUGAUAACAGAAAUAAUGAUAGUAAUAUGAAAAGUUUCAAUACCAAUCUCUAUCAGUUUUAUCAUGACAUUCUUAAUUCAAAAGCAUUUAUUUAUUCAUUAUUAAAUGAUUCUAAAAUGGAAAUUGAAAUAUGGACAAAAUUGAUUCAUUAUAAUCCGACAUAUGAAUUAGCUUAUGAGAAAAGAGCUAAUCUUUAUCUCAAGUUAAAAAUGUAUCAUCAAGCAAAUACUGAUUUUAUGAAAAUCCUCUGCAUAAAUCCCAAGUCAGUCUAUGCUCAGUUUCAAUGUGGUUUAUAUAAAUUUCACUCGAAGGAUUGGAGAACAGCAAUCUCUUAUUUUAAAAUGGUUCUUGUUAAUAAUCCAUCAUAUUUUGAAGCAAGAUAUUAUUUGGCUAGAUGUCUAUUAAAAUUAUCUAAUUAUAAUACAGCUUUAGCUGAAUUAACAGCUUGUCUUUACUUUCAACCAUUGUAUUAUAAAGCUUUAUAUAUACGUGGUUGUCUACUGACUAAAACAUGUCCAUUACAAUCAUUACGUGAUUUAACAUUGUGUAUAUAUGUUGGUAAUCAAAAAUAUCAAACUAUGGCUUUUAUUCAACGUGGAUUAAUGUUUAAUCAAUUAAAAAGGUAUAAAAUGGCAGUACAUGAUUUUCAAGCAGCUUUGAAUAAUGGAUUUCCUCAAUCAACUGAUAUCUACCGUCUGUUAGGAUUAACCUAUAUACAAUUGAAUCUAACAACUAGAGCUAUUCAAGCGUAUUCAAAUGGAAUAAAUAAAGAAACAAUACCAGAUAUAAAAUUGUUAUUAUGUAGAGCAGAAGCUUAUUAUCAAUCAAAUCAAUUUAACAAGGCAAUAUUCGAUAUACAACGUGUGAUACAUUUAAGUCCUCAUUUAGCAACUACUUAUUUAUUACUUGCAAAUUAUUUAUAUAAAUUAACAAAUGCUCAAUUGAUUCAACGUUCUAUUCAACAAUAUUUAAGUUUAGCCGAAGAAUGUGUAAUUCAUAAACAAGCUAAACAAAUGGCAUUAGCAUAUUACUAUCUGAAGAAAUAUAAAGAAGCUGAAACCAUUCUAUUAGAAGAUACAAAGCAUCAAUUGGUAUUAAGUAAUAUAUUAUUACUUGGUCUCAUCAUGGAUAAACAACAAAAAACAAUGAAUUCUAUUGAAUUAUUAGUAAAUAGUUUAAAGAAAUUAAAUUGUAAAAAACUUGAGAAAAUAGAAAUCUACAAUCAUCUUGGUCAAUAUUAUAUGAAAAUAGGAGAUUAUAUACCAGCUAUUGAGGCUUUUACAAGUUUCAUCCAUUAUGACCCUCAUAGACCACAUGUUUACUUAUAUCGUGCUCAAUCUACCUGCCGAUUGAUAGCUAUACACCUUCAAAAAAGAACUAUCUUACCUAACGAUUUCAAUGAUAAUGUAUUAGAUGAUAUAAGUCAAACAUUAGUUUUAAUUCAUUCUAAAACGUCUUCAGUAGAUCAAAUUCAUUUGAAUGGACCUAUGAAAUAUGUUGAUUUAAUUGAUCAAUGUUUAUUAACACGAAUUAUAUAUUUUGGUAUCAAUCAACGUUAUACAAAAGCUAUACUUAAUUGUAAUGAAGUUAUUCAUAGAAGAUCGGAAUGGAUAAGAAUAUGGAUUUAUCGUGGUGUAUACAAAUAUUUAUUGAAAAAUAUGGAUUUUUGUGAAGCUGAUUUAAAUAUAGCCAUAGAAAAAGAUCAGAAAUCUUCUUUAGCUUAUUAUAAUCGUGGUUUAUGUCGUCAAACACAAGAUAAAUGGAAUGAUGCAAUUGAAGAAUCCUGUCCCUGCUUUGCGAAUCCCCACAUUCACGUCCACAUCCGACCCUCCUUGUCCGUGGAUGAUGCUGACCAGGUACGUGAAAUAUCCCACAUCUUCCAGAGUUUCUUCGUCAAGUGUGAUUUGUUUGGUGUUCUCAGUGUUGUAUCUGAAGAUCUUGCUUUUUCUUUUUUGUAUGCUGAAGCCUACUGUUGUAGAGGCUGCUGCUACACUAGUUGUUUUCAUCUGCAUUUGUUGAAGUGUAUGGGAUACAAGGACCAAGUCAUCUACGAAGUCCAAAUCUUCUAGUUGGUUCCGAACUUUCCAUAUUAUCCCGUGUUUCCCCUUCAGAUGUGGAAGUGCUCAUAAUCCAAUGGAACACUACCAAAACAAAGAGAAAUGCGGAGAUUAGGCAGUCUUGUCUGACUCCGAUCCUAAAAUGAAGAAUUGGAGAUAACAAUUAUUGUCUGCCUCACAAAUUCCGGAAGACGUAAACACUAUAAAUGUAGGAAGUAAACGUCAUUUAUGUUUAUGUAGUAUUUUUAGAAACCAUUCGAGUUCAUGGUAGCAAAGUCCAGGUUUAUUUUAGGAUUAUGAUCAAGCUAUUAAAUCUGGUACUUUAAAUGGAUCAGUUCAACUUUAUAGUUUAAUUAAUAGAUCAAUCAUAUAUAUAGAAAAAUGUCAAGAUUAUCAUAAAGCUAUAAAGGAUUUAUAUCAAGCUAAAACUAUUAUGGAUAAAUUGAUGAAUUCUACAAUUCAAAAUGAAACUAACUCAGAUUUGUUUAUUAAAUUAAUGUAUACAAUUGGUAUUUGUUAUCAAAGACUUGAAAUGUAUCCUGAAGCCGAACAGAUAUUGCAUAAUUUAACAAUUCAACAACCAAAUUUUUUAAAAGGAUAUAUUGCAUAUGCUAAUUGUUUAAUGGAUUAUGAAGGUUAUAAAAUCAAAAUGAAUGAAACGAAUUCAAAGAAUCUUUGGAAUCAAGCAUUGAAUGAAUAUGAAUUUGCUUUAAAAUUAGAUGAAUACAAUUUAGAAGCAAGUAUUGGUUUAUCAAUGUGUUUACAGGUUCUAGGACGUUUAAAUGAUGCAUUAAAACAAAUUACACAUACUUUAAAUAUUUAUUAUGAUCAUCAUGAAUCUAACUAUAAUGAAUUAACAAAUGAGAAAUACAAUAAAUUACUAGCUGAUGCCUAUGAUUGUAGAGGUAUUAUAUAUUUACAACUUGGUAGAUUUCAAUAUGCUAUUGAUGAUCUUACAAAUUCAAUUCGUUUAAAUCGUUAUUCAACAAAAUAUCUAAUUAAUCGUGGUGUUGCAUAUUUUUGUAAUCAUCAACUUAUGCCUGCUAUGAUUGAUUUCAAAAAUGCUAAUCAACUUGAUGCUACCAAUAAUUUAGCUUAUUAUCAUCAAGCAUUAAUUUAUUUACAUCAUGGACAAUUUGAACAAGCUGAAAAUCGAAUCAAUCUAAUUAUAAACAUGAAACAAUCACUAUCAUUUAUCAUUAAUCAAUUACAAUCAAUAUGUUUAGAUCCAAGUCUAUGGUUGCUAAGAUCAAUCAUUAAAUUAAUGAAACAUAAAUCGAAUGAUUAUUAUGAUUCUAUAUUGAAUGAAGCAUUAAAUGAUAUCUGUUAUGCGGAACAAUUAAUCUUACCGAAAUUAAUGAAUGAAUUAACUAGUUGGCCACAUUUACAUUAUACUAAAGGACAAAUAUUAUAUAAAUUAAAAGAUUAUGUUAAAGCUGAUAAAGAAUUUACAAAAGCUCUCAGUUUAUUACCAUCCAAUAAGUAUAUCUAUCAAAUACGUUCUAAAUGUCGUGAAAAGAUGUAUCGCACCGGUUUGAGUAACUCAUAUGAAAAUGCAUUAAUUGAUUAUCGUUUAUCACUUUUGGCUAAUGAUGUAACUAACCAAUAACAUCUAUGUAUACGCAAAUAUAAUUUACACUUCAUUUAUAUAGACUAAUAUAACUUAUAUAUUUGUUCAUUCAUGUAUUGGCUUCACCAUUCCUAUGAA